GUGCCCCGCUGUUGACGGUUGCCACGGUGACCCGGCGCGUCCGUGUGACGCGGCAGCGGAAGGGGGCGCCUGCGGCCUAAUCCAUCUUCGAGCCCGUGCGGAGUACGGAUGCUGGUAUCCUCGGAGCCGUCGGAGUGUGGGAGAUCGUCUUGCAGUUAAUGCUAAUGUACAGUCAGGCUUCUGAAGCAGACUAGAGGGACAACGCCUUAGAUUCGGCCUGAGUAAUGUGCAACAUUGAAGUCUCCAAUUUCAGUUCAAAGGAAGGGACUCAACCCAAAACACUGACCGCCCAUUCCCUUCCACAGAUUCUGCCUGACUGACUGAGUUCUUCCAGCAUCUUGUUGUUCCAGAAUCCAGGAUCCGCAGUCUCUUUGUCUUCAAGUCUUCAGACUUGUUUGCGAUAACCGGGUCUGAAGCGGAGCCAUGCCUCUGUUCGGCAAUGUCUUUAGCCCAAAGAAAACACCGCCCAGAAAGUCAGCUUCUCUUUCCAGUUUACAUACGCUGGACCGCGUGACCCGGGAGGUUGAACUGGGACUAGAUCACGGUGCUCCUGUGAUGAAUAUUGGAGGACAGAGCCUGAAGUUUGACAACGGGCAGUGGAUAUCAGAGUCUGUGCGUGACGGUGGGCCACACAAGGAGGUUCAGCGCCUGCGGAAGCGUAACCAGCAGCUGGAGGAGGAGAACAACCUUCUGCGGCUGAAGAUUGACAUUCUGCUGGACAUGCUCUCUGAAACAACGGCAGAAUCACACCUGAUGGAGAAGGAGCUGGAGGAACUGAAAACUCACAACCGCAAGAGGAAAUGAGAGGAGCUACAGUGAGACUGCAGACCCAAUGACAGAAGCAUUUUGCCUGGGGAGACGGCCAAGGAAGGACUGCUCGUCAGCACUAGGAAUGGGUGGCUGUGUAUUCAACUGCAUCUGAGUGUCCCCACACAAGGCCCAUCACGUUGUAUCUCCAGUCAGUAUCUCAAAGUGGCACCAUUGUCCAAUAGCCAGAUCCUUCACCCAGUGGGGCAGAGUGAGACUUUGAGAACAUCAGCAACAUUGUGUCCUUCGUUGUCAGAAACCUCCAAUGUUCUAACAGUGGUGUGUGCUUUAGGCACAGGGUACCCCACACAAUCAUCAUUCAACUGUUAUUGGCCUGCAAGCCAAUUUCAUUAAUGACAUCUCUGGUCUAAUUAACGGUGAAUCCGUGUGUAGAGACACACACAGACUCAUCUUUGCUGACGUGCCCUCUCUUUACACUCUGGUGUCUGUCUAGGAAGGUUGUCCAUUGCCAUUUGCCUGAAGUUACAAUGCAUCCAUUCCUGAAUCUCUUGUAAAAGGGAUUGCUGAUCCAGUCCUGUUUAUAUCAGUUAAUCUUCACCCUCAAAGCAGCCCCCUCAAUCUUCCCCUUAGUGAUAUACUUUCUAUUAUUUUAUCUGUUGAUUUAAUAACUUUCUGCAUCAGACUUUGUGAGCGUCAUUCUGGACCAGCCAAGUCCUUCCCACCCACUUGUGGGGUUUAUACAGCGGCAAUGGAAAAUAACCCUGAGUACAAAUGGUGCCUUACGCCUUGUAGCUGCUCAGUGCUAAGCAUUGGCAUGUACUAUUUGUUUAUGUUCCUUUGCCCCUCAUCUCCCAGUCAUUACAUUCACCUCUUUGCUUUCCCAGUUGAAUUUCUGUACAACGAACAAACUUGCUGCUGAAAAGAGCAGCUUUGUCUUUUUUCUGUUUGCUUUUGUGAUUUCUGUUUUACUCCUUUACUGGUGUGAUCGCAGAGGGCAUUAACAAUUGUUUUUGUUUUAAUUUUUGAGUUGUUAAGCAAUACAUGUGUUUUUAAACCAAAGCCUUAUUUCCAAGUGAUUGUAUUUAUUUCAGAUUUGAAUUAAAAUAUUCCCAAGUGCU
Messenger RNA from Hypanus sabinus (Atlantic stingray), 1886 nucleotides. RefSeq names its product chibby homolog 1 (Drosophila) (gene cby1). Lineage: Eukaryota; Metazoa; Chordata; Chondrichthyes; Myliobatiformes; Dasyatidae. The record is from RefSeq and is a predicted model, not a curated record. The transcript is spliced from 7 exons. Bases 424 to 804 code for a protein of 126 amino acids.